Messenger RNA from Cladocopium goreaui, 729 nucleotides. The record is from the annotation of a GenBank genome assembly. Lineage: Eukaryota; Dinophyceae; Suessiales; Symbiodiniaceae.
AUGGCCGCCAAGUGUUUUGGCACUCUGUCGCAAAUGUGUUGCGGCGGAAGAGAGGGCGGACGACAGAGCAGGAUCUACUUGAUCCGGCAUGGUGAAACAGUUUGGAAUGCAGACCGGCGGAUACAGGGGCAGCUGGAUAUUGAUAUCAACGACACCGGCAUGAAGCAAGCCCAGGGCGUGGCGAAUGCAUUGGAUCAACUAGGCAUCUUGCGCAAGAUCGAUGCUGUUGCCUCUUCGGACUUGCAGAGGGCUUCGCGUACCGCUGACAUCAUCGCAGCGGCCUGCGAGAGAUCGCCGCCCCGGAGCUUGGACCCCCAACUGCGCGAGAUCGGCUAUGGCAAGCUUCAGGGCUCUCAGAGCGACAACGAGCAGAGCAAACUCUUGCAGCAAAGCACCUUUGAGGCUUGGAUCAAUGGCGACCUGUCUAAGGGCUUCCCCGAAGGCGAAACUGGCGCAGAGUUCUUUGAGCGCAUCGUGCAGGGGCUGCGAGACGCAGCACGCUUGGGGAAGGCCGUGGUCGUGGUUGCCCAUGGUGGUCUGAUCCGUUGGUCCGCCGCACAGAUGGCCAGCUCGCAGGAGGAAGCCAAGCGAUUGGUGAAGUCGCCGAUCGUUAACUGUUGCUGCUCAACUUUGGUCUAUGACCAUGACCUGGACCUGUUUACGGCCGAAGAGUGGUUCGUGGACCUGCAAAAAGCAGGAGGAUUGAAGGCCAAGGAUGAUACCGGCUGA